Messenger RNA from Saccharomyces kudriavzevii IFO 1802, 807 nucleotides. It is a transcript of the gene BMH2, whose product is annotated as 14-3-3 family protein BMH2. Lineage: Eukaryota; Fungi; Ascomycota; Saccharomycetes; Saccharomycetales; Saccharomycetaceae. The record is from RefSeq and is a predicted model, not a curated record. Gene Ontology annotation, biological process: signal transduction. The transcript has a single exon. The coding region runs from base 1 to 807 and encodes 268 amino acids. Gene Ontology annotation, cellular component: cytoplasm.
AUGUCUCAAACUCGUGAGGAUUCUGUCUACCUAGCUAAACUGGCUGAACAAGCCGAACGUUAUGAGGAAAUGGUCGAAAACAUGAAGGCUGUCGCUUCUUCAGGUCAAGAACUAUCUGUCGAAGAGCGCAACUUAUUAUCAGUUGCUUACAAGAACGUCAUUGGUGCUCGUCGUGCUUCUUGGAGAAUAGUUUCUUCAAUCGAACAGAAAGAAGAAUCAAAGGAAAAAUCUGAACAUCAAGUCGAAUUAAUUCGCUCUUACCGCUCUAAAAUUGAACUUGAAUUGACUAAAAUUUCUGAUGACAUUUUGUCCGUAUUAGAUUCUCAUUUGAUUCCUUCUGCUACUACCGGUGAAUCUAAGGUAUUCUACUAUAAAAUGAAGGGUGACUACCACCGUUAUUUGGCUGAAUUUUCUAGUGGCGAUGCUAGAGAAAAAGCAACAAAUGCCUCUUUGGAAGCUUACAAGACGGCCUCCGAAAUUGCCACCACCGAGUUGCCUCCAACUCACCCAAUUCGUUUAGGUUUAGCCUUGAACUUCUCCGUCUUCUAUUACGAAAUUCAAAACUCUCCAGACAAAGCCUGUCAUCUGGCUAAACAAGCCUUCGACGAUGCUAUUGCUGAACUAGAUACUUUAUCUGAAGAAUCAUACAAGGAUAGUACUUUGAUCAUGCAAUUAUUGAGAGAUAAUUUGACCUUAUGGACUUCUGACAUUUCUGAAUCUGGCCAAGAAGAUCAACAACAACAACAGCAACAACAACAACAACAACAAGCUCCAGCUGAGCCAACCCAAGGUGAACCGGCCAAAUAA